Pygocentrus nattereri (red-bellied piranha) is the source of this 4603-nucleotide messenger RNA. RefSeq names its product phosphodiesterase 11a, like (gene pde11al). Lineage: Eukaryota; Metazoa; Chordata; Actinopteri; Characiformes; Serrasalmidae. The record is from RefSeq and is a predicted model, not a curated record. The transcript is spliced from 20 exons. Gene Ontology annotation, biological process: signal transduction. Gene Ontology annotation, molecular function: protein binding; 3',5'-cyclic-nucleotide phosphodiesterase activity. The coding region runs from base 124 to 2889 and encodes 921 amino acids.
UGAGGCGCAGAUGAGGCUACUAUCUGUCAGACUCGCGGAAGCCUCACUUUAUUACAUUGCACCACUUUGAGCGGACCCUGUUUUAGACCCCAUAGCUGCCUGUUUUUCCUUUUCUUCUCCACAAUGACAACUUUUGACUUCUCGGACGUCGAGGCGUUUCUGGACUGCCACCCUGAUCUCUUCGAGCAGUAUCUGAUGCGCAAGGGCCGCUGGGACUCUCUGAGCGGGUGGCUGGAGCAGCACGCACCCUCCAAGUCCUCCUCCGCCGCGGAGGAGAAGGAGAAGCGCGAGCCUUUUUCGUCCUCCUCCUGCGCGGAUAUGCUGAAGCGCCGCUCGUCGCACGCGGAGCUCCGGCGCAGUUUCGCGCGCUCCAAGGCGACCACGACGCACCGCACGUACGACGAGCACGUGAGCCUGUCGGCGCACGAGUCGCAGUCGAGCGUGCGGCGGCGCGCGCUGCUGCGCAAGGCCAGCUCCCUGCCGCCUACCACGGCGCACAUCCUGAGCGCGCUGCUGGAGUCGCGCGUGAGCGUGCCGCGCUACGAGUCCAGCGCGCUCGACUACAAGUGCCGUCUGAAGGAGUCCAACGAGCGCGAGUUCUUCCUCGAGCUCGUCAAAGACAUCUCCAACGAGCUGGACAUGACCAACCUGAGCUACAAGAUCCUCAUCAACGUGUGCAUCAUGGUGAACGCGGACCGCUGCUCGCUCUUCCUCGUGGAGGGACCCUCGCACAAGAAAACGCUCGUGUCCAAGUUCUUCGAUGUGCACUCGGGCACCACGGUGCGACCCUCCUCCAGCAUGGACUCCAACGAGGUGCAGGUGCCCUGGGGAAAGGGCAUCAUCGGCUACGUGGCCGAGCAUGGCGAGACCGUCAACAUCCCAAACGCUUACGAGGACCAUCGCUUUAGUGAUGAGAUUGACAAGCUGACAGGUUAUAAGACCCAGUCGAUCCUGUGCAUGGCCAUUUGUAACAGUGAUGGGGAGGUGAUUGGAGUGGUGCAGGCCAUCAACAAAAACCCCAGUGGAACUCCUUUCACUGAGGAUGAUGAAAAGGUACUGCAGAUGUAUCUGCCCUUCUGUGGAAUAUCGAUCUCCAAUGCCAAGCUCUUCUCAGAGUCCCGCCAAGAGUACGAUAGGAGCAGGGCUCUGCUGGAGGUGGUGAAUGAUCUGUUUGAGGAGCAGACAGACCUGGAGAAGAUUGUGAGGAAGAUCAUGCAGCGAGCACUAACGCUACUGCAGUGUGAGCGCUGCUCUGUGCUGCUGCUGGAAGACAUUCACUCACCUGUGGUGAAGUUCUCUAAGACGUUUGAACUCAUGUCUCCACUCUGCAGUGUUGAUCAUGACAUAAGCAUGGAGAAGGUGUCCUGUUCAGACUGGCUGAUCAAUAACAGCAUUGCUGAGCUGGUGGCAUCCACAGGCCUGCCUGUCAACAUCAGUGAUGUGUGUCAGGAUCCCCGCUUUGACGCUGAGGCUGAUCAGGCCUCAGGGUUUCAUAUCAGAUCAGUGCUGUGUGUCCCCAUUUGGAACAGAACUCACCAAAUAAUUGGUGUUGCCCAGAUUCUUAAUCGCUUGGACAGGAAGACAUUUAACGAUGCAGAUCAAAGGCUAUUUGAGGCUUUUGUUAUAUUCUGUGGCCUCGGCAUCAACAAUACAAUGAUGUACAACCAAGUGAAGAAGACAUGGGCCAAGCAGUCUGUAGCUCUGGAUAUGCUGUCUUAUCAUGCUACAUGCUCAAAGGUGGAGGUGGAUCGACUCAAGGCUGCUAAGAUCCCUCUGAGCAGCGAGCUGGGCAUUGAUGAGUUUCACUUUAAUGACUUUUCACUGGACAACGACGCCAUGAUCACCGCCUCCCUGAGGAUGUUUCUAGAGCUUGGGGUUGUGCAGAAAUUCAAAAUUGAUUAUGAGGUGCUGUGCCGAUGGCUGCUCACUGUGAGGAAGAACUACCGCACUGUGGCCUAUCACAACUGGAGACAUGCCUUCAACGUCUCCCAGUGCAUGUUUGUCAUGAUCACUACUGCAGGUUUUCAGGAAGUUCUGACAGAUACAGAGACUCUGGCACUGAUGGUUGGGUGUCUCUGCCAUGACCUGGACCAUCGUGGCACUAACAAUGCCUUUCAAGCCAAGUCAGGAUCAGCACUGGCGUUGCUGUAUGGAACAUCAGCCACUCUUGAGCAUCACCACUUCAACCAUGCCGUCAUGAUCCUGCAGAGUGAGGGUCACAACAUUUUCGCCAACCUCUGCUCUAAAGAGUACAGCCACAUGAUGCAGCUCCUAAAGCAGGCCAUCCUGUCCACAGACCUCACCUUGUAUUUCCAAAAAAGAACACAAUUCUUUGAAUAUGUUCUGUCUGGAAAGUUCAGCUGGUCAAAUCAAGAGCACAGAGAUGUCCUCAGGUCCAUGCUGAUGACCGCAUGUGACUUGGGUGCAGUGACUCGACCAUGGAGGAUCUCUAAACAGGUGGCAGAGCUGGUGACUAGUGAGUUCUUUGAGCAGGGUGACAGGGAGAGGUUGGAACUGAAACUGACCCCCUCUGCCAUUUUUGAUCGCAACCGUAAAGAUGAACUCCCUGCGCUUCAGCUGGAGUGGAUUGAUGGGAUUUGUAAGCCAUUGUAUGAGGCUUUGGUGAAGCUGAAUAGGAAGCUCCAGCCAAUGGUAGAUGGGAUAGAUGCUAAUCGCAAGAAGUGGGAGGAGCUUUGUCUGUCCUAUCAGCAAGUGUGCAGAGCCUCAGAAUCCUCCAAUCUUUGUCAAGAGGAGGGAGAAGCUGAAGAAUCCAAUCAAAGUGCAGAAUCCACCCACAAACCACAUGUACAGUCAUGUGAAUGUGCAGCAACCAAUCAAAACACAGACUCCACCCACAGACCACAGUCAAAUCAGACAAACAGCAACUAGUCAGAGGUUAGCUUCAGUAGCAAGUAGAAGGGAUAGAGGAGAGAAUGCUAAAUAAAACAGACACCAUGCAUUUACAUGUCACAAUGCACAUCUGUUUGGGUUGCUUUGUGAUUUAUAUUGAGGAAAAAUGGUAAAAAGCUCUACAGGUUGGAAUGUAGAGCAUUCCAUGUUUCUUGUUUAAAAUGUAGUAAUAGGACUGCUUUGUUUACAGUUAGAUAGACAGAUAGAUAAACAAGUGUACUUGUUUCACUUGUACAAGUGAAAUUUCAUAUGGCAAAACCUCUUAUUCUUUUGAACCUUGCCAGAACAACAUAUGCUAACAUAUGUGACAAAAAAUAUGUCACAUACUAACAUAUGUGACCAAACUGUGAUUAUUAGGAGUUAGGAGUCUAGUCUGCCUGUUUUUGUAUGUGUAGUGCUUUCUAGCUCAGCAGCUGUUUGCCUGCCGCUAUGCUGUUCUGGCAUGAAUGGGUUGUUUCUAAUGCAUGUCAGAGAGAGAAAAUGUGAAAAUGAACUGUAUCUAAUGGCUGAUAGCAUUAAAGCUAUUGACAUGGCUAGAGAUGGUCAGAAUAUGACAUGUUCAGAUCACAAAGUUUGAGAAUCUGCUUAAAUAGGGCAACAGUACUAUUAGCGGUUGAACUGACUGUGAAUUUUUAUCACUGUGAUUUUUAACACUUGUUGUUUAUUAUAACAAAUGUCUCAUGGUUUAUUCAGUGAUAUGCCUUUUACCCAGUGGCUUUAAGUAAGGAUUAUUAACACUCCACACUCCAUUUCUGACACAUGGAAUGGAAUAAAAAAGCUACAGCCUUGUAUUUGCAACUACACAAAUUACUGUAUUGCCUACCAUCUUUAAUAAUGAAGAUUAUCACAUUUUACAAAAAGUUUUUUUUUUUUUUUUUUUUUAUCAGAACUUCGUAUGUACCACUCCUUUAUUUUCGAAAGUACACAUAUAAUUGAGUUGCUUUGUUUGCUCAUGUCAUGAACAGUAUGACAUUAAUUUGAAUGAUUGGUGCAUCAAUGCCCGAGGUUAACCAAAGUGAAAUGUUACUUGCUCUCAUAAGAUACAUUUUUCAAAAGAGUUUGCAUGUAAUUGCCCAAUAUUAGCAUAUAAUCUGCUUUUUUAACUUUAGAAAAAGGAGACAUUUGUAACAUUGAAUUUCAGUUGUAUUUCACUUAUAUACUGGUUUGUUAUGAAAGUUUUUUUUGUAGAAACACUGUGAAUGCAAUAGUAAAAUAAUAGUAUUGCAUGCUGCACUAUACUGCUUUGAAAUGGCUUUCUGCUUUGAGUGGAAGUUUGAACUUUCAGGACGUUUUGUAGUUUUGUGGUUACCAGCAUGCAUACAGUUGCAUUAUGUGCUCUGUCAAUUUUCUGCCUUACUCAGAAAUGAGUAAUUAUUUUUGCAUUAAUGACUCUUUGACAUGAUAAUAGACUAUAUUCAUAUUUUGAGGGGAGAUCAUGUGAAAAAAGCCUUCUAUAUUUUAUUAGCUACUGUGGAAUUCAUAUAUAAUGUUCUUGUAACAUAUACUUUGUGCCUGUACAUCUCUUAACCGGACACAUUUUUAUCUAUGAACCAUUUCUUCAUGAAUGGCAAAUUAAUGACAAUGAAUUACUGUGCAAAUUGUAAUAGAUAUACAGGGUAUUUUAGUAGCCAGGCUCAGAGCUGGACAUUUUCCUCAGGCAGUUUUGUAAAUAAAGAACACUGUGAUGGAGAAA